GUUCUCUGCAAGCCACGCAGAAGAAGCUUGAUUCGGUACGCACCCGAACUCACCUGAAACGACAACUCUAUGCUAUAUUCGAUUUAAAGAUUUUGUGUUGUUAUUGAAGAACGACUAGAAAAGCUAUGACUAGGCGAAAUUCGCCUUUUGAAGUAGUUAGUGGACGCCACCGGAAAUUGGUGUAUCGAGACGUCUUGAACGCCAAGAGUUAGUCGCGAUAUGGCAGAGAGGACCGUUCUCAAGGGUACUUUGAUGUUGGGGUCAAUUACUCUUUUUAGGAACUAAAUGCUUGCAAGGUAACCUAGCUGUCCAUCGCAGAACGUGCCAUCACAGGGAGGUAUGUAUUAUCCGAGUAACUACCGAGUAGCGAAGCGAAACUGAGGAUGACCUUAACAAGCCCCAAGCGACCGAUUAGAAUUGGUAACGCUGCUGGAGCUAUCGGAGAUGGCAUUGACCAAGUCUACCGACUUGCCAAGUCCGGGGCAGUAGAUGCUAUCACCGCCGAUUACCUGGCCGAGUUCAACAUUGCGUGGAAGGCCAUUGAGCUACAGACCCAGCCGGAGUUGGGAUACGAGCCGAACUUUUUAGAACAGCUCGCGUGGGAAAAUGGCGAGGCUGCGAGACUGCUAGCCCACAAUCGCAUCAAAGUCGUUCACGAUGGGGGCGCAUUGAACCCCAAAGGCCUCGCUGCCAAGGUGGACUCUUACUUUAAGAGCUUGGGAAUCAAUGAUAUUCGAGUAGCGGCAGUAGCAGGUGAUGACGUUACGGAUAAUCUGGUCCGAGGUGAAUUUGACACGAUCAGACAUCUAGAUGACCGUGAUACUAUCUUUAAUCCAAGCCAGGGAAACAUAUUAGCAGCCAAUGCAUAUACGGGGCAAGCUGGGAUUGUGCGUGCUCUGGAGGAGGGCGCCGAUAUUAUCAUAUGCGGCCGAUGUUGCGAUGCAAGUCCGGUCAUGGGCCUGGCUUACUGGUGGCAUGGCUGGAAAUCUACAAACUACGAUCAAAUAGCCGGCAGUCUCAUGGCGGGACAUCUGAUCGAGUGUGGUGCUUACGUGACUGGGGGAAACUACUGUGGUGCUCGGGAAAUCGAGCAACUCCAUCAUGUCGGGUAUCCGAUUGCUGAAAUCUCAAGCGAUGGGGUAGCCAUCAUUACUAAGCCCCCGGGUACUAACGGAGUAGUCACGAUAGAUACUUGCAAAGCACAGCUGUUAUAUGAGAUUCAGGGUCACAUAUAUCUAAACCCCGAUGUCAUCGCCGACAUUAACGAAGCGCGCCUUGAAGAGGUUGGCAAGGAUAGAGUGCGCCUGACGGGAAUUCAAGGUUCCGCUCCGCCGCCGACUACCAAGCUGGCAAUCUGCCUUCGAGGCGGAUGGCAAGCCGAGCUAUCGGGAUUCUGCGCAGGACUAGACACUGACUUCAAGUUCCGACUCCUGAAAGACCAAGUGAUGCGGCAGAUCAACCCGGCCGACUUUACGGCCUUUAGUAUCGAGAAAUACGGGUCUUCGAAUCCAAAUCCCUCUUCUCAGAAGGAAUGCACGGUACACUUUCGUCUACUCGCGCAGGCUUCGGAAAAGGAGACCAUGACGCAGUUCCGACGAGCGAUAUUCUACAACGGCAUGCAGGGCUACUGUGGUCUGCACCUGGCUAUGGACUGGAGGACGAUGGAGCCGAAACCAUAUGUGAAAUACUUCCCAGCCUUGAUACCACAGUCCAAAGUUCGCUUGGCGGUGCAAUUCACCGAUGCAGAAGACCAGAUUAUUGAUGUCGCGCCAAGUGACCCAUCGCUGUACACGACAGCUAUCCCACCGCAGCGGAACUACGAACCCUCGGAGCCGUACCAACAUGUCUUCGGCACGGUAACGAGGCCACUCGGGGACUUGGUGUUCGCGCGCAGUGGCGAUAAAGGAGGCAACGCGAACGUGGGGUUCUGGGUAAGAGAUGUGAGAGCCUGGCCGUGGCUUCGCUCUUUCCUGACCAGUGCCAAGCUAAUUGAGCUACUUGCCGACGAUUGGGAUAGCAAGUGCGCAGUUGAGCGAUGCGAGUUCCCCCAUCUGUGGGCGGUGCAUUUCGUUGUUAAAGGGAUUUUGCAAGAGGGUGUCAGUAGCAGUAGUAUCUUGGAUGGUUUCGCGAAAAGCUUCGCGGAGUUUUUGAGGGCUCGACAUGUUGAGUUGCCGGUGGAUUUGGUGGGGUUGGAAAAUGAGAGGAGAAGGGAAGGGAAGGUUUUGAGGUUUCUGGAUGGGGAGGUGUGAAUUGUGAAAUGUGAAAUGUGAAAUGUGAAUAUGAAUUAUGAGAUUUGGAAUAAAUCAUAGUCGGGUCCAUGAUGGUGAUGCCUUCAUAAUUCUGUACUCCCAUACUAGGCAGGUACCUUUAGGGUGUUUAGCUACUAUGUAGGUAAUAGCCCAUAGCGCACCCCUGCCCUAUAAUGCAGCACCUGCGGCCCAACUUUGGUAUUGCACUCCAGGGCUUU
Messenger RNA from Hypoxylon fragiforme, 2467 nucleotides. RefSeq lists its product as uncharacterized. The coding region runs from base 384 to 2249 and encodes 621 amino acids. The record is from RefSeq and is a predicted model, not a curated record. Lineage: Eukaryota; Fungi; Ascomycota; Sordariomycetes; Xylariales; Hypoxylaceae. The transcript is spliced from 2 exons.